AUGAAGGCUGCCUAUUUUCUAGUUUUCUUUUUUCUCUUCUCCUCCUUCUCAUCUUUCUCUUCUGCUCUAACUGAUGCUGAAGCGUCCUUCAUUGCCCGCCGCCAGCUCCUACAUUUUCAUGCAGGCCAUGACCUGCGUGGCGACCAUGAAUAUGAAGUUGAGGUGAACUUGAAGUUUCCACAUUCCAGGCUUAGACGUGCAUACGUUGCACUUCAAGCUUGGAAAAAGGCCAUAUAUUCAGACCCUAUUAAAACUACUGAGAACUGGGUCGGUGCUAAUGUUUGUGCUUACACUGGAGUAUUUUGUGCCCCGGCUCUUGAUGACCCACAGUUAGAGGUUGUGGCUGGCAUUGACAUCAACCAUGCAGACAUUGCAGGGUACCUUCCUGUUGAAUUAGGCAUGUUGAGUGACAUUGCCGUGUUCCACAUCAACACGAACAGGUUCUGUGGUAUCAUCCCUAAGAGCUUUGCUAGGCUAACUCUUCUCCACGAGCUCGACGUUAGCAACAACCGCUUUGUGGGAUCGUUCCCGGAGGUGGUCCUGCAAAUUCCAAACCUCAAGUACCUUGACCUCAGGUUCAAUGACUUUGAGGGGAAAUUGCCUCCUGAGCUCUUCAACAAGGAAUUGGAUGCCCUGUUCUUGAACAACAACAGGUUCACAUCCACCAUCCCUGACACUCUUGGCAACUCCCCCAUCUCUGUUCUUGUGGUCGCAAACAAUCAUCUCGAGGGCUGCAUCCCUAAUAGCAUUGGAAAAAUGGUAAACAAUUUGAAUGAGGCCAUCUUCUCCCACAACAAGUUUGCUGGGUGUUUGCCUCCUGAAAUUGGGUACCUCUCAAACGUGACUGUGUUUGAUGUUAGUUCAAACACAUUGAGUGGGCUCCUGUCCAAGACUUUCAAAGGCCUUGAGAAGGUGGAGGAGUUGAACAUUGCACACAACAUGCUAACUGGGUUUGUUCCCAAGAGUCUCUGCAAAUUGCCUAGCUUGGGAAAUUUUACGUUUUCCUACAACUACUUCAACGGCGAGGAUCAAGAAUGUGUGCCACCUUCUCGGAAGGACACACUGUUUGAUGACACAAGCAACUGCUUACCAAAUAGGCCUAAGCAGAAGUCAGCAAAACAAUGUCAAGUUGUGGUGAACAAGCCAGUGGAUUGUGGCAGGGCAAAGUGCGGAGGUCGACCAGCACCUUCAAAACCUUCUUCUCCUGCACCCAAGGAGGAGCCACCCAAACAACAACCUCCUAAAGAGGAACCACCCAAACAACAACCGCCCCAAGAAGAAACUCCCACACUAGAGCCACAACCACCUAAACCAGAGCUAUCUCCGGAGCCAUGGUAG
This is a messenger RNA of Prunus avium (sweet cherry), 1338 nucleotides long. NCBI's taxonomy places the organism in Eukaryota, Viridiplantae, Streptophyta, Magnoliopsida, Rosales, Rosaceae. The record is from RefSeq and is a predicted model, not a curated record.